Bursaphelenchus xylophilus (pine wood nematode) is the source of this 327-nucleotide messenger RNA. NCBI's taxonomy places the organism in Eukaryota, Metazoa, Nematoda, Chromadorea, Rhabditida, Aphelenchoididae. The record is from the annotation of a GenBank genome assembly.
AUGUUCUCCUUGAAUCUGAUGAAUGUGGGUUUUGAACUACUGUAUUUGAUUAAAUUUUUAGACCAAAAUUUCUGAUGAAGAACUGGAUUUGAUCCGAGAGCGAGAAAUGAAUCGAGGACCUCACAAAGAUCUCGUCAAUAUGCAAAUUCGAGGAGUCCGGAUCAUAUUUAUGUGAGGGAUUACUGUAGUUUUAAUUAAAUUUUUCUUCCGUAGAAACUUACUGAUUUUAGAGAUGAAAUAGUGAAGCAACUGGAAUGCGAAGCCACUGCCAGAUGGCCUCAGAGAACAAGGGAACCCCCAGAAAUCAUCGACAAUCUCCUCAAAUAA